Molecule: messenger RNA, 2905 nt
Organism: Sorghum bicolor (sorghum)
Lineage: Eukaryota; Viridiplantae; Streptophyta; Magnoliopsida; Poales; Poaceae
Product: polygalacturonase At1g48100
Exons: 6
Coding region: 226-2304 (692 amino acids)
Biological process (GO): carbohydrate metabolic process
Molecular function (GO): polygalacturonase activity
Source: RefSeq, a predicted model, not a curated record
GUAUCUCACUUGUCACAUGAUGCAUGGCUGCAUCAUUGGCUCCUUGCAGGCUGAUGAAGCUGCACUCUCGUCUCUCACACACAAAAGACCAUACGAGUACACGAGCGACUGCAGCGUCUUCAUUUCCCUCGACCCUUGCGAACUUUAUAUAACUUAUUAGGCAAGAGCUUACGUACAGAGCCCAAGCAGAGCGAUCCUCAUUCCGCUGCAUGCAUUAUAUGCAAUAUGCCUCCGUCGACAAGCACGCGGCCGCAGUUGCAUUGCCCGGUGCCAUUGCUGACGACGGUCGUUUCCAUGGCGCUCCUGUGCUUUCUUGUCGUUGUCGGUGCUGAUGCAAGCAGAUCGCUGCACUGCCACCGGAAGCACCAGAGGCACCACCACGGCCACCACCGCACGGAGAACUACAGCCACGUCUCCAUGCCCCCUGUCGCGCCACCUCCUGACGUUGAUGGCGACUCUCCGGCCGAACCGCCAGGUUUGCCUCCGGCCGUUGGCGGCGCGCUGCCGCCGUGCUCCUGCCACGACAAGCCGUGCUUGAGCCCUAUAAAGGAACCGGCAGGCGCGCCAAGUACGACGCCCACUUCAUCAGCCAAACCUCCCCAUUUCUCCUUGGCCAAUCCGCCGUCGCCCGCGCCAGCCACUGCACCGUCUCAUUCUCCUCUGAAUCCACCGUCGUCCCACCAGGCACCGUCCAAGCCACCGGCUUCGUCGUUGGCCAAGCCACCGUCGUCGGCGCCGGUGCCGGACAUCGCACCAUCUCAUUCUCACGCCAAGCCACCGUCGUCGUAUGCGACCAGGACACCGUCACAGCCGCCAAAAAGGGCGCCGGAACCAGCGCACCCUCCUGCCGAGUCAAAGGCACCACGACUCGCCCCGGCCAAGCAGCCUCCAGCGCCAUCGCCAUCGCCGUCGGCAGCCCAGCCACCACGGUGUUCCACGGCAAAUCAUCCGUCACUAGCUCCUACGGCGUCAGCGAAGCCACCGGCGCACCCUCCUGCUGCUGCGUCAAAGCCAAUUCCGCCGCCGCCCCCGGCGCUCCCACCGGCGGCCAAGAACAGCUCAUCAGGGUGGGGCAACGUGUUCGACGUGAGGGCGUUCGGGGCGUCUGGCAACGCCUCAGGCAACGACACGCGCGCGUUCCGCGCGGCGUGGAAGGCGGCGUGCUCGUCCAACACCACCACGGCGACGCUGCUGGUGCCGUCGGACGGCGUGUUCACCAUCAGCUCCACCAUCUUCGCCGGGCCGUGCAAGUCCGCUCUGACCUUCCAAAUCGACGGCGUGCUGAUGCCGCCAGACGGGCCGGCGAGCUGGCCGGCGUCGGAUAGCCGGAAACAGUGGAUCGUCUUCUACAAAGCCGACGGCAUGACGCUGGCGGGGGAAGGCACGAUCGAAGGCAACGGUGAGGAGUGGUGGGACCUCCCGUGCAAGCCUCACCGGGGCCCGAACGGAUCAACGCUGCCCGGGCCAUGCGACAGCCCUGCACUGGUACGAUUCUUCUCGAGCAACGACGUGGCGGUGCGCGGCCUGCGAAUCGAGAACAGCCCGCAGUUCCACCUCAAGUUCGACGCCUGCGACCGGGUGCGCGUCGACGGCCUCUUCGUCAGCUCGCCGGCGUCCAGCCCCAACACGGACGGCGUCCACGUCGAGAACACCACGUCCGUCCAGAUCCUCAACUCCAGGAUCUACAACGGCGACGACUGCGUCUCCAUCGGCGCCGGCUGCUCCGACGUCCACAUCGAGAACAUAACAUGCGGCCAUGGCCAUGGCAUAAGCAUCGGCAGCCUGGGCGUGCACAACACGCGCGCCUGCGUGUCCAACGUCACGGUCCGGAACGCGCGGAUCGUCGACUCCGACAACGGCGUACGGAUCAAGACGUGGCAGGGCGGCACAGGCGCGGUGUCGGCGGUGGAGUUCGCCGGCGUGCAGAUGCAGAACGUGAAGAACUGCAUCGUCAUCGACCAGUACUACUGCCUCGGAAGCGGGUGCGCCAACCAGACCUCGGCAGUGCGCGUUGCCGGCGUCACGUACCGGGACAUCCGCGGCACGUACAACCCGCAGGCCGCCGGCGCGCCCAUCCGCCUCGCGUGCAGCGACGCCGUCGCCUGCACGGACAUCACCAUGUCCGGCGUCGAGCUGCUGCCGGCCAGCGGUGGAGGAGGAGGAGGAGGACGCGCAGGAGCGCUGCUUGCGGACCCCUACUGCUGGAACGCGUACGGAGUGAUGGAGACGCUCACGCUGCCUCCUGUGUACUGCUUGCAGGAAGGACGCCCGGAGUCUCUGCAAGAUCAGCUCACCAGUUGCUGAGAUGACACCUUUUUUCAUUUUUUCCUUUUAUGCGUAUACAAAUUAUAACGUUUCAACAUGCACACUCGGUUAGAAAAAGAAAAUGCAUAAAUUCUUUAAGAAAAAGUCUACUUACCCCUGAACUAUCAACGUGUGUCUAACCUAGGCCCUAAAGUACGAAACUAGGUAACCUACACUCUAAAUUUUAGAAAACAGGGCAGAUUUUGGGUGCCACGCUAAAUUCUAGAUUUCGUGGUUUUGGGUGCUGCUUUUGGUACCGUGGCAGCCACCAUGUCAGCAGUAUGCCACGCUGGCGAAGUGGAUGUCGCUGGCUAGUGGGUCCAACAUGUCAGACAACCUCUCACUUCAAGUACUCUGUUGCCCCCUUGGUUCGCUCACUCUCCGACCGCGUCUCUUUCUCUAUCUCCGGUUGGCGAGCGACGUAGCCGGCUAGGGUUCCAGCGAUUUUCUCGGCUGCAGCGGCGGCGGAGUGUGGUGGUGGCUUGUCGCGCUCUCCUGCAGGCGGAUAUCGUAGUCCAGUUCGGCUUCGGGUUCUAGCAUCCAUGGUGGCGGCGGCGUAGGGUACGACAGCUGUUGACGGUUCUUAAGUAUCAAUUUUAAU